This is a messenger RNA of Notothenia coriiceps (black rockcod), 961 nucleotides long. RefSeq names its product Fanconi anemia group D2 protein-like. The transcript is spliced from 8 exons. Gene Ontology annotation, molecular function: DNA polymerase binding. Gene Ontology annotation, biological process: homologous chromosome pairing at meiosis; mitotic intra-S DNA damage checkpoint signaling; double-strand break repair involved in meiotic recombination. Bases 19 to 951 code for a protein of 310 amino acids. The record is from RefSeq and is a predicted model, not a curated record. Gene Ontology annotation, cellular component: WASH complex; nucleus; condensed chromosome. NCBI's taxonomy places the organism in Eukaryota, Metazoa, Chordata, Actinopteri, Perciformes, Nototheniidae.
CCUCUGAUCCUCACGGACAUGGAUGUGGUAGAUAAAAUGGAGAGCCUGUCAAAAGCUGAGAGGGAGUUCCUCUGUACUCUGCUGUUCCACACCAUCAACUGGUUCAGAGAGGUCGUAAAUGCAUUCUGUAGACAAAAGGAAACUGAGAUGAAGAUGAAAGUGAUGACCCGUCUGCAGAACAUCACCUACCUUCAGACUCUGCUGGAGAGGGCUUUGGCAGGAACACCUGGUUACGUUCCACCUGUUGCCAACUUCGAUGGAGAAAGCCCAGAAGGGGUGAUACUCAGCCCUGCUCCUCUUGUGAAGACUAAGAAGGAUGGUACAGCAAAGAAGAGGAAGGCUCCUGGGAAGAAUUCUUCAGAGAGCAGCUCUCAGCUUGAGGAGACUGAAGCAGACAAAACUCAGCAGGAGCAACCAGAGAAGGAGAAGGAGAAGGAGAAGGAGAAGGAGAAGGAGGUGCGGCCGGGGGUCAGUCUGGUGUCCUACAGGCAGUUCUUCAGGGAGCUGGACAUGGAGGUGCUGAGCGUGCUGCAGUGUGGCCUGCUGUCCCGCUCUCUGCUGGACUCUGAGCUCCACACCAAGGUGCAGCAGGAGGUUCUGCUGGGUCCCGCUGAGCUGGUGUUCCUAUUGGAGGACAUGCUGCGCAAACUGGAGUUCAGUCUGACAGCUGCCCCUGCCAAGAGGACCCCGUUCUUCAAGGCAAAGACCGAUAAGAGCGUGGGCUUCUCCCAUCUACAACAGAGGAGCUCCAAGGACAUCGCUUCCUACUGCGUCCAGCUGCUGCCCACCCUCUGCUCCCACCUGGAGAACUGUCACAACCAUUUCCAGACAAUGCUGUCUGAGAACAACGGUGUGGUGGACGGACCUGCCACGGAUGUUCAGGAGCACCAGCUGAUGUCUGCUGGUUACCAGCUGCUCCUUCAGAUCCUGAACACCACCUUCAGCUGGUGAGGAGGACCAC